This is a messenger RNA of Paramacrobiotus metropolitanus, 1970 nucleotides long. Its product is annotated as methionine aminopeptidase 2-like. NCBI's taxonomy places the organism in Eukaryota, Metazoa, Tardigrada, Eutardigrada, Parachela, Macrobiotidae. Gene Ontology annotation, molecular function: metalloaminopeptidase activity. The coding region runs from base 186 to 1643 and encodes 485 amino acids. Gene Ontology annotation, biological process: proteolysis. The record is from RefSeq and is a predicted model, not a curated record. The transcript is spliced from 3 exons.
AUUCUCGCUCCAGUUGGUUUGCAGUUUGGAAUCUGCAUACGGCAGACUCGUACCUAUUUUUUAAACUAACGAGUGCUACAUGAAUUGUUUCAUUUCUUGUGUGUCAUUCCUAAAGUAUUAAACUCACAAGUCAGUGCAGACAUUUUUUUCUCGAGACUGUCAUCUGUGAAAGUCCUAGGAACAGAAUGGCGGACAUUUCAAAGACGGAAAACGAGAUUCCCAAUGGAAUAAAAGAGAAAGCCACUGAGAAUGGCGCCGUGAACGCUGAAGAAGAGGAUGAAGAUGACGAUGAGCCCGUCGAAGGCGGAGAUCCGAAUGCUCCAGUCGAAGCUGCGAAGAAGAAAAAGAAGAAGCGCAACAAGAAGAAGAAACCAGCUGCUGCAGCGGGGCAGGACGGGGCAGCUGGCGACAGCAGUGCUCCCGGAGGCCAGAAUUCCGCGCCUAAGGCGGUCAGCCUGGGUCCUACCACGAAACCUGCCAUGGAAAUUCGCGGUCUGGCUUCGCAGGGAUCUUCCGAAUUCGGAUUUCCCAAGGAACAGAGUUAUCCGCCGCGGAAACCUAUCAACGAAAUUUUUAAAACAGGUAAAUUCCCCCAUGGCGAAGAAGUGCCCCACGGCAAACCCCGCGGUGGCGACCUGGCUGAUUUUCGACGGAUUUCCGGGACCGAGGCCAAGGCUAGUGAGGAGCUGAAUGAGGAAAUGUAUCAGGAUUUGCGCCGCGCGGCCGAAGCUCACCGACAGACGCGGAAAUAUGUUCAGAAUUAUAUCAAGCCUGGCAUGACCAUGAUAGAAAUCUGUGAGGAACUGGAAGCUACUUCGCGGGCUACGAUCGCCGAAAAGGGUUUGGAGGCGGGUUUGGCGUUUCCGACAGGCUGCUCGUUGAAUCAUUGCGCGGCACACUAUACACCCAAUCCCGGGGAUAAAACGGUAUUGCAGUAUAACGAUAUUUGCAAAAUUGAUUUUGGCACCCACGUCAAUGGGAGAAUUAUAGACUGCGCGUUCACGGUGGCUUUUGAUCCGAAAUACGACCAGAUGUUGAAGGCAGUCAAAGAUGCUACUAACACGGGAGUGAAGUGUGCCGGAAUUGAUGUUCCUCUGAACGAACUGGGCGAAGCUAUUCAGGAAACCAUGGAAUCGUACGAAAUCGAGCUGGACGGGAAGACCUAUCCCAUCAAAUGCAUUCGCAACCUCAAUGGCCACUUAAUCGGACAGUACCGUAUUCACGCGGGCAAAACUGUACCCAUUGUAAAGGGAGGGGAGACUACGCGUAUGGAGGAGAAUGAGAUCUACGCCAUCGAAACAUUCGGUAGCACCGGCAAGGGACAUGUGCAUGACGAUAAUGACUGCUCACACUACAUGAAGAAUUUCGAUCAGGCCUUCGUACCGCUGCGAGUUGCCAAAUCCAAGCAUCUACUAAAUCUAAUCACGGAAAAUUUUGGUACCCUCGCGUUUUGUAAACGGUGGCUGGAACGUGCCGGAGCUGAAAAAUACCUCAUGUCGCUGAAGGAUUUGUGUGACAAGGGAAUCGUGGAUCCAUAUCCGCCGUUAGUUGACGUUAGGGGAUGCAUCACAGCACAGUACGAACACACAAUUUUGCUACGUCCAACGUGUAAGGAAGUGGUUAGCCGGGGGACGGAUUACUAGUUGCUGUGAAAGCGCUGAUUAUUGUGUACACUAUAAGCAUCAUUAGUUUCAUGUCGAAUAGUCAUACUGAGGGCUUUAAUGCUGGUGCAGAUUUGGUAUUGCGGUCUAUUUACAUAAUUCCCAUUUCAUUCACUUUAGGCGGUACAAUAAUAUUAUUUUUUGUCGAUGGUAUUUCAGGAAAUUCACUGAAAGUGUUGUCUCGUUUUUGUCAGUUGUCUUCGUACCACUGUUUGCAGGUAAUUCUGAUAAGGCUAAUGAGUCCCAAUCUUUGUUGUUCUCAGUUUUAUUUAAAUUAACCAAGUUGCAGUAAUAAAUUGGGAAAACUCA